Messenger RNA from Xenia sp. Carnegie-2017, 1487 nucleotides. RefSeq lists its product as uncharacterized. The transcript has 9 exons. The record is from RefSeq and is a predicted model, not a curated record. Gene Ontology annotation, molecular function: protein binding. NCBI's taxonomy places the organism in Eukaryota, Metazoa, Cnidaria, Anthozoa, Malacalcyonacea, Xeniidae. Bases 1 to 1083 code for a protein of 360 amino acids.
AUGCAUCAAUCGUUUAUACCUGGAAUUGUCAAAUGCGAUGCUCGAGUAAACGAUUUAUCUCAAUGUGCUAUCAUUCAAAAUAAUGAUUGCUCUCAAUACUCGUACGUUACAUGUCAUGUUUGUGAUAAUCCUCUAUUAAAAAACGCAGAAAAAUUCCCAGAUUCUUGGUUUACUGCCUUCCCAAAGAGUCGUAGUGCUGCUAAAGCAAGAAUAUCCAGUGGUAGUUCAUGGUGUGCUCCGGCUGCAGAUGGCAAUCAUUACCUUCAACUGAAUUUUCCGAGUCUUUAUACAGUUAACGUUAUCACUAUCUUUGGAGACAGUUCAAGUUCAAGCUUUGUAACUAAAUAUCACUUGCAGAUAAACAUUGAUGGUGUGAACUGGAAAUCUGAAAAAUCCCAGAAGAUUUAUUUAGGAAACAAAAAUGGUUACAAUGAUGCGGCUAUAAAAAAGUUUUCUGGUGGCCUUAAAUCCAAAGCUUGGCGAAUCUUUCCAUUGAAAUUUGUUGGUGCACCGUGUUUACGAAUUGAAAUUUGUGGUGGAGACUUACUCCCAGACAAACCGACAGAUCUCAUUGCAACCAAAUCUGCAUCGACGUACCUCGAGAUAUCAUGGAAACAUCCCAAAAGAACUGGUGUAAAACUUGGUACAAAUAUCUCGAAUCCUCUUACAAGAUAUCUAUUGAUUUUGCUGAAGGAUACUAUGAUUGUUUUUAAUAAAACUUUGGAGGUAACUGACAAAAAACCGUACCACAUUACGAAUCUUGUUCCUUACGCAACGUAUAAAGUUAAUGUAACCUCUGGCAAUUCUGAAGGCUUUGGUAGAUCAACUACAGCUACUUUUAGAACUGCUGAAGAUGUUCCCGAAGGUCCACCUUUAAAUGUUCAAAUUGUCGCCUUACGCAGUUCAUCGUUAUCAGUUACGUGGGAGCCACCAGACAAGAACAAAACAAAUGGAAAGAUAGUCAAUUACACUGUUUGUAUUACACAUUUGGAGAAUGAAACCUGUUCAAUGAACUUCUACAAUAGUGGGAUCUGGAUGUUACAGCAAUGGUACAUGGGUAUUUACAAAUGGAUUGGCACCUGAACUGUCCACCAAGCAGAUUGGAAAUACGUUGACUUAUUUGUUGCAAAAUCCAAAUUUGGAAUAUCGAUAUUUCUAUGUAGUCGCGAUGAAAAAUGUCACAGAAGAGGGUCGAUUGCCUUCUAACUUUAACAACACAGACUUAGUGACUUAUUCUAAGGCCAUAUCUUCCACACAACGAAUGCCGUAUAUUGCUGCUGUAGUCUCUCGCAGAGACUUUAAGCCUCAUUUUUCACUUGGUGACGGUGAAACCACAACACGGCGUUCCAAUGGUGAAAAUUAUUAUAAUGGCCCGCUAAAGCCUGGCACUAACUACAAAAUAUUUCAGCGCGUUUUCAUUAAUGAUCAGGGUGAUUACUAUUCCACUGACUGGAGUCCUGUGGCAACAACUGUUGAAAAGCACAAGU